UUUGCCACUAAUUUCCUUGACCACGCUAAUAGAAAAAUACCCCCUAUUCAUAGAUCAUAUAUUUGUUUGCAAUCGUGGCUCUGACAGGAGAAUAUAAAACCUGAGUGACAUUAUACCGCACCACAAAAGCCAAAGGAACGCAGAACUGACAACACCAGGAGUCCAAAGCACAAGACCGCUAACAAAAACAUGGAGAAACUUGCAUUCUUAGUGAUAUUCGCCGCUUUGUUUGCAAUUACAUGUUCUUUUCCAAGCGACGAUAGAGAUUUAAUAGAGAGUGAAUGGCUGCAAGAUACACGAGCGAAUAUACGAGAACAAGAAGACGAGCUUGAAACUCGUAAUGAAAUGCCUUGUGCCGAGGAGCUUGGACUUUUGAAACACUACCACAUCAAUUUGAAAUCCGUUCCAUGUAGUACAGUGACCAAGAAACGUGCCUCAAACUUGCUUGCAAGAGAGUUUAAAAUGAAAGAAUCUGAUUACGGAAGGAGGAAUAGCUAUGCCCGUGAUUUUAACUCUUGCUGCAGCCCAGACUGUGAUUGGCUGCUGGAUUACUUGGAAAUCGACUCCACCGUGGUGAAAUGUCUGGACCGCAAAUAAAUCCGUUCUUUAGUUUCAUCCUUGAACACAAAAAUUUAAAAUGAAAUAAAAACAACUACAGAACAAACGACGAUGAGAAAUCUCCCAAUUAAAUAGUAUCACUAUUCAGGAUGUUCGGUCGCACGAUGAGGGUUUAAGUUACAAGAGUCAGAAUUAUAAUUUGUUAGUUAACAUCAAUUUCAUGCUGUACAAAGCUAUCACCUCAGGAUAAAUUAAAUUCACGCUUAACUGA
Pocillopora verrucosa is the source of this 829-nucleotide messenger RNA. RefSeq lists its product as uncharacterized. The record is from RefSeq and is a predicted model, not a curated record. Lineage: Eukaryota; Metazoa; Cnidaria; Anthozoa; Scleractinia; Pocilloporidae.